AUGGCUUCCUUCCUCCCGGCAGAAGCUCUUCAGCAGGCUCUGGAAAUUGACCCCCUCAAUCUCUCCCUAUCGGUUGCAGCUCUUGGAGUUUUGUCUCAUGUCUCGAUUUUUCGCACGUUACCUGUGGAGGAGUACCUGUACAGUCUUCUGGGCUUAUACGCUGCAACAGUUGCCCUAAUAACAGUCGCAUAUCUCUCUCUCACCGUAUUUUCCAUUUCACAGACUCUUUUUCGAGUGGGAUGUGUUGUCUCCGCGUUCAAUAUAGGCCUAUCAUCCAGCAUCGCGAUAUACCGGCUGUUUUUCCAUCGUCUGCGCCGGUUCCCGGGUCCAUGGCUGUCGAAGCUAUCGCGGUUCUAUGAUGCGUAUCUUGCAGGGAGGAACAUCCAGUAUCAUGAGGAGAUCUCAAAGUUGCAGGAGAUGUACGGUGACUUUAUCCGAACUGGUCCAAGAGAGAUAUGCAUCGUCCGCGCAUCAGCCGUCCCGCUGCUCCUAUCACCCCAGUCCAAGUGCGGCAAGUCAACGUUCUAUGCUCAAGCACAGACUGAGUCAAAAUACUGCAAUGUCCACCAUACGCGAGACUUCGAUGACCAUCGCAGGCGACGGAAGGCUUGGGAUCGCGGAUUCACCGUGAAAGCUCUCGCAACAUACGAGCCAAACGUCGCAGCCAAGGCAGAUCUUCUAAUCUCACACAUUGAAAACAAGGCUGAGAACCACACGGUCGACGCGACAAAAUGGUCCAUGUUCCUCAGCUUUGACAUCAUGGGCAAUGUCGGGUUUGGGAAAGAAUUCAACAAUCUUUCCACGGGGGUUGAACACCCAGGCAUCAAGGCCGUCCACGGCCACAUGGCCAUCCUAGGCGUGAUGGGCCACAUCCCCUGGCUUCUGAAUAUCAUCAGUCACCUUCCCGGCGCGACGUCUGCGAUGGCGGAGUUCUUUAGAUGGUGCGAGGACGAGAUUGUGCAGAAGUACAAGAACUGGAACAUCAACGAACCACCCCGCGACAUAGUCUCCUGGCUCCUAAAAGCCUACGUCGAAAAAGACGCAUCCGCGCCCCCAACCGCAAACGCCCUGCAUGAAGACUCCCGCGCCGUACUCGUAGCCGGCAGCGAAACCACCGCCACAACCUUAACCUCGGUGCUAUACUUCCUCGCCAAGAACCCCGACGUGCAAGCUAAGCUGCAGCGCCAUCUCGACGAAGCCAUGCCAUCCGGUCCCGGGGACUGGACAUACAAGAAUGUCAAGAACAUCGCCUACCUGGACGACAUCAUCACCGAGACGCUCCGGCUGCGUCCCGCUAUUCUGACGGGCGGAUACCGCGUUACGCCACCAGAAGGAAUGAGGGUCGACGAGGUGUACAUACCAGGUGACGUGAAUGUGUUCGUGCCGACGCAGCUGGUUCAGACGGAUGAACGGUACUAUGUUGACGCGAAGAGCUUUGUCCCUGAGCGGUGGUGUGAGAGGAAGGAGAUGGUGAGGGAGGGGGCGCCGUAUUUUCCAUUCUUGUAUGGGCCUUAUGUCUGUCCUGGGAAGAACUUGGCUUUGAUGAGCCUGCGCAUCUCGGUGUCGAAGUUGGCGCAGCGGUUUCAUGUGCGGUUUGCGGAGGGUGAGAAUGGGGGGGAUUUUGAGAGGAGGACGCUAGAUACGUUCACUACGACGCUGCCGCCGUUGCGGAUUCAGUUUGUGCGGCGUGGGUAG
Molecule: messenger RNA, 1695 nt
Organism: Aspergillus mulundensis
Lineage: Eukaryota; Fungi; Ascomycota; Eurotiomycetes; Eurotiales; Aspergillaceae
Product: cytochrome P450
Exons: 3
Coding region: 1-1695 (564 amino acids)
Molecular function (GO): oxidoreductase activity, acting on paired donors, with incorporation or reduction of molecular oxygen; iron ion binding; monooxygenase activity
Source: RefSeq, a predicted model, not a curated record